AUGCAGAACCUGGAUUUUGAAGCUUUCCACAUAUCAGGAAAGAGAAACAUGACCGACUAUUUAUCACGACACCCUCUUCUAGAAACUGGCAAAGACCUUAUUGAGAAGCAUGUCAACGCAGCGAUCCAAGCAGAUCACGCCAUAGUCUGGUCGAAAAUCAAGAAAGCCACGGCAGAAGACAAGGAAUUGUGCGAACUGACCGAAACGAUUGAAACCGGAAAUUGGAGUGAAGCAAAGCAGUUUUUGAAACCCUACUACGAAGUCAGACAUGAACUCUUUGUCGCGGAUAGAGUAAUCAUGCGAAUGGACCGUAUUGUACCACCCCAGUCCCUGAGGCAGAUAAUCAUCCAGUCAGCUCACAAGCAAGGACAUCUCGGAGUGAAUAAGACGUAA
Paramuricea clavata is the source of this 393-nucleotide messenger RNA. NCBI's taxonomy places the organism in Eukaryota, Metazoa, Cnidaria, Anthozoa, Malacalcyonacea, Plexauridae. The record is from the annotation of a GenBank genome assembly.